AUGGUUAGAGCUGACGAAUAUCAUGUUGUUGCUUCAGGUCCUUGUGUGGAUGAAGGCGAUGCCUAUUGCAUCAAACGAGUGCCCAACAGUUUCUGCUCUGUCACCAAGAAUGAAUGCUUUUGCCAACCCGCCUACGUGGCUAUCCAAGAGGAGUACGGAAUUACUUGUAAACCUCGUGAGUCAAUUGUAUUUUUUUCACUCCUCUAUCUACUCAAAUUAGCAAACUCCUACAGUGGUUGA
This is a messenger RNA of Rodentolepis nana, 240 nucleotides long. The record is from the annotation of a GenBank genome assembly. Lineage: Eukaryota; Metazoa; Platyhelminthes; Cestoda; Cyclophyllidea; Hymenolepididae.